GUUGCUCCAGUGCCGGAGCGCGGGGGAGAUGCCGUUCAUCAACAGCCAGCAUGUCAUCCACAAGUAUUUCCUGCCCCGAGCCUAUGCCGUUGCCAUCCCACUGGCUGCCAGCCUCCUGUUGCUCCUGUUUGUGGGAGUGUUCAUCACCUACGUGAUGCUAAAGAACCAGAAGGUGACCAAAAACGCUCAGUGAAGGCCCAGCCGGGAUGAGGCUGCCGGCCCCAGCUCUGCCUCCCCUCCCGGGCAGGGACCAAGGAUGGGGGCCUGCCGGACUCAUCCAGGCACUGUGGCCCUCUCAAGCCUGGCUGCCCUGCAGACACCCCUGUGGGACGGAGCUGUUCAGGACUCACCCCCAACUGACCAGAGCCCCUGCUCACCCUUCCAGAAGCCAGGAGGGAGGAGUACCUGGAAGUCUCCCUCUCACCCCCUUCUGGCUCGGCCCGAAGGAUGCUGGUCCUUCCCAUCUCACCUUCAGACUCCCUGUCACUUCUUCCUCUAGGUUCUACCAUCUUGCCUCAGUUUCCCUCCUAUCACAUGCUGA
Diceros bicornis minor is the source of this 541-nucleotide messenger RNA. RefSeq names its product dolichol phosphate-mannose biosynthesis regulatory protein-like. The record is from RefSeq and is a predicted model, not a curated record. Gene Ontology annotation, molecular function: enzyme regulator activity. Gene Ontology annotation, cellular component: endoplasmic reticulum membrane; dolichol-phosphate-mannose synthase complex. Lineage: Eukaryota; Metazoa; Chordata; Mammalia; Perissodactyla; Rhinocerotidae. Bases 29 to 193 code for a protein of 54 amino acids. Gene Ontology annotation, biological process: GPI anchor biosynthetic process. The transcript has a single exon.